Paralichthys olivaceus (Japanese flounder) is the source of this 2566-nucleotide messenger RNA. The record is from RefSeq and is a predicted model, not a curated record. NCBI's taxonomy places the organism in Eukaryota, Metazoa, Chordata, Actinopteri, Pleuronectiformes, Paralichthyidae.
GUUGCAGUGCGACUGGACUGUCCCAUUUCAAAGGUUCUUUAUUUUUGACAGAAUUGAGACACAAAGGCUCCGAUGUGUGGAGCCUUCCUGGCCCAAUUGAUCCCAGGAUUCAUUGCGCUUCACUGACAAACCGAUUUUCAAAGAGUGGCUGGUCGACUGACACUGUUCCUCAGCACGACACUGCAGCAGCAGCAGCAGCAUGAAGUCGGCGGUUGUGAGCUCCACUGCGCCCGGAGAGGAGACUGGGAGUCAGCCUCUUCCCCCAGGAUGGAGGAGCUACACGUCACCUGAGGGACAGAGGUAUUACGUCAACAGCUGCAGUAAAGAGACAACAUGGCGACGUCCCUCCUCGUCGGAUGAGGCCCUGCGGAGUCUGCUGGCACGGCAGAACUCCUCACCAUAUGCCAGUGGGAGCCACGGCAGUGCAAAGACCAGUCAGCCCCCAGAGAUCACUGAUGUUCCUCUGAGGAGGUCGACCAUGAACAAACAGCCCCCCGGCUCCAUCUCCCCGGCCAAGAGGCAGAUCAAGGAGGUCAAGGAGACCAAGAUCACGAUCAACUGUGUGACGUUCCCUCUGCCUGGAGAAGGUCCGGAGCAGCAGCUGCUCAAACCCAGCGAAUGGAGCUACUGCGACUACUUCUGGACCGACAAGAAAGACCCCCAGGGGACCACCUCUGUGGCGGGCUUCGAGGUCCCUCUGCAGAAGCAGCUGAAGGGCAAGCAGAUGCAGAAAGAGAUGGCUGAGUUUGUCCAUGAGAGGAUAAAGAUCGAGGAGGAAUACGCCAAGAACCUCUCCAAGCUGUCUCUGAGCCCGCUGGCAGCGCAGGAGGAGGGGACUCUGGGAGAAGCCUGGACUCAGCUGAAGAAGAGUCUCCACGAUGAGGCAGAGGUUCACCUCAAGUUCUCCAACAAGCUCCACUCUGAGGUAGAGAAACCUUUGCUGACGUUCAGAGCCGACAACUUCAAGAAGGAUCUGAAGAAAUACGACCAUCACAUCGCCGACCUCAGGAAGCAGCUGGCCAGUCGCUACGCCAGCGUGGAGAAGGCUCGUAAAGCCCUGGCAGACAGGCAGAAGGAUCUGGAGGUGAAGACCCAGCAGCUGGAGAUCAAACUCAGCAACAAGACGGAGGAGGACAUAAAGAAGGCCCGGCGGAAAUCCACACAAGCAGGGGACGACCUGAUGCGCUGCGUGGACCUGUACAACCAAACCCAGUGCAAAUGGUUUGAAGAGAUGGUCACCACCAGCAUGGAGCUGGAGAAACUGGAGGUGGAACGAAUCGAGUGGAUUCAGCAGCAUUUACGUCAGUACACGACUCUGCGACACGAAACAGACAUGUUCAAUCAGAGUACGGUGGAGCCAGUCGACCAGCUGCUGCAGAACGUGGAUCCAGCCAAAGACAGAGAGCUGUGGGUGAAGGAGAAUAAAACUGGCGAGGUUAGACCUGUGGAUAUGGACAUUUGAAACCAUGGUGACCUGGGAUCAGUCCCACGAUCUGUCUUCAGUAUUAUAUAACACGGCGUCCCAGAACAUUUCUAACACCACUGGUCCAGGGACGGUGCAUGUUCAGACCACAGAGGUCUGCUCAUCCUCUCUCUGACUGGAGUAACAGGGGGAAAGGUUCAUACUUACAACACAGUCUGAGGCCAGGAAACAGUUACAGAUCAAACUACCAGCAUGUUCCUUCUAAAUUUUAACCCUAUCAUAAUCAACAUUAGCUUACUGAAUGCCAUCUAACUUACUCUGCUGUUUACCUGUUGUAAAGUUGAAACUAUUAAAAAAUAUAUAUGUAUUUUGAAUUGUUAAGUUUAGCUUCAAUCAACACUUUCACAGUUUGAGUAAACCAAACAAAAAUAAGUCUUAUUAUUGAUAUUGCCCUUUAUUUUAGAUACAGAUAUUAACGCAUAUGGAGAUCGUCGAAUGAAUAUGAUAUAUUUUCAUAUUUUGCUGGUUCUUUUUGGUGGAAAUGCAUGUUUUGAAUAUCUUGCCUUCACUGUAUAUGGAGAGCUGCACAAUUUGUGGAACCAUGAUGGUUGUUUUGGUAUAGUCAUUGAAUUUACACAAGGUUUUCUGUAUUUUGAAAGUGGCAGAAUCAAUUCUCAGACAAAAAAUUGACUUCAAGUGUACAGAGUUAAUAUCCAGUAACCUCAAUACACACACACACACGCACACACACACACACACACACACAGUGUUUUGGAAAGUGAAUUUGAUUAUGCUUACCACAUGUCCCAACAGGUAGUUGAUCUAGAUUUAGGCCAGGAUCUUUUUUGGAUCAGUCCGGAGUAAAAAGGUGGUCCAAGUUACACUGAAACACCUUUUAGUGCCUAAUGGUUAUAUACCUGGAAUGUCCUUAAUAUAUUCUACUCUGCAUCAGUGUACAUUUGUACAUACAGGCUAGAUGUAUUUUGCUGUCAAAUGUUUAACGGGCCGCAGAUAUUCGGGGCCGCUGAGGUGUUUGUACUGUACAAUGUUGUUUGUUUUAUUUUUGGUAAAUGUACAGAGAAUAUCUUUAUGGUAGUGUUCAAUAAAAGGCGUGACAUGCAGCAGGAAGCAAAAUUGACCAAA